CGUGCGGUGCCGCCCACAGAGCAUCCUCCAUUACUUUUAAUCUUCUUGCUGGUAAGUAACUUUGUCUCCGGUGCAAGGAGUUCGCAAACAACACGUUUCGAGCGUCGCCUCUGAACUGAACGUCGCACUUCCGGGACUUCAGUCGUUCAUUUGUCCAACUCAAUGAAAGUGGAAGGUCUUUGGGAUUUAGCCAUGGGUCACGUGAUAUAUGGCAAUCUACAAAAUGGCGGCGCCCAUGUCGUUUCAGUGCUCAGAACUUUGAUCCCCUUUGACCUUUCCGUUGUUUAUUUUUACGCCUAAAAAUGUCGUUAGCAUCGAAGCUUAUUUUCAACACUUACAGGAGCACCAGUCUAGGUGCCUUUUGUAGGUCUUACAGUCGUCAUAAAAGAGUUACUAAAAGAAAAGACGACCAUGCUUCUGAUCCCCGAAAAAGCACAAGAUACCCAUUCGUUCCCGGAGAUCCAGUUCAAGGUGAUGCUAUUCGGAGCCUGGCUGCUGGUACGAAUAUUGCUGUCCGCAAGAACCCGAAGCCUACGACAACCAGAACAAUUCAAAAGAUCAAGUCACAAACCAACCUCUUCAGAACGGACUCUGGCUUGCAAUAUGAAAAAAUCAUGGAGGGAGAUUAUCGCUUGGGGCGGACCAUACUUGCUGCAAAAGCCGGUAAAUCUCAAGGCCAGGACGACACUAUCGUCCUGGAAGGUACAAGACUGAUCCGCGAUGCGCUGCUGCUGGGGGCGGAGCCUAAGUUUUUGUACUUCACUGACCCGGCCGUGCUGGACAAACUGCCCGCUGAGUGCCUGGCGGGCGUCGGUCUGAUGAAGAUUCUCUACAGAGACAUGAAGACCUGGUCGGACACAACCACGCCCUCCGGACUCUUAGGAGUCUUCAAGAAACCACAUGCAGGAGAAGUGAGCGUGCCAAGAGACCAGACGCUGCCAAUCACAGUCGUGAUGGACGGUCUGAAAGAUCCGGGUAACGCAGGGACCAUAAUCCGCACAGCGGCCGCGGUGGGAUGUGAGCGUGUCAUUGCCGUCAGAGGCACAGUCAAUAUCUGGGAAGGGAAAGUCGUGCGUUCGGCCAUGGGAGGUCACUUCAGCGUGCCUCUUCACUGGGGGCUGUCGUGGGCCGAGGUGGGCGGGUACGUGGCAGAAGACAGCCUGGUCCUACUGGCGGACACACAGGACGGGAGGAUGCUGGACCGGGCGUUUGACCACACCAUGAGCCUGGAGGAACUGGACAAGUUAG
Aplysia californica (California sea hare) is the source of this 1248-nucleotide messenger RNA. RefSeq names its product rRNA methyltransferase 3, mitochondrial. Gene Ontology annotation, biological process: RNA processing. The record is from RefSeq and is a predicted model, not a curated record. Lineage: Eukaryota; Metazoa; Mollusca; Gastropoda; Aplysiida; Aplysiidae. Gene Ontology annotation, molecular function: RNA methyltransferase activity; RNA binding.